AUGAUAGGACAAAGAUGUGGUACCCUCUACACCCUAUUAGGGACUACUAUUUCUAGUUCAAUCGCUACAACAUCUACCUCAAUGACAGAAGAAGAUGUCACCAAAUUGUGGCAUAUGAGGUUGGGACAUAUGAGCGAGAAAGGAAUAGAUCUAUUAAGCAAAAGAGGCUUGCUUUGUGGGCAAAGUAUCAGCAAGGUUGAAUUUUGUGAGCAUUGCAUUUUAGGUAAGCAUAAAAGAGUUAGCUUCCAAAUGGCAACUCACAAGACCAAAGGUACUCUUGAUUAUAUCCACUCAAAUCUUUGA
Molecule: messenger RNA, 303 nt
Organism: Spirodela intermedia
Lineage: Eukaryota; Viridiplantae; Streptophyta; Magnoliopsida; Alismatales; Araceae
Source: the annotation of a GenBank genome assembly